UCCUUCAGAAAAGAUAUUCAAAAUGAAAAUUGGUAUUGUCACUCGAUUAAUGGCACCGCUAGGUAAACUUUAUUGGUCUCAAAUAAGCGCUGAACAAAAGGAAGCUUUACUUACAACUAUUCAGGGUGAAUUUGAGAUUGAUUUAAGUGAUCCACAUGCAAGAGAAGUAGUAUAUGGAAUGAUGGCUAGACGAUUUAGAAACUUCAAGUAUCAGUGUCACUUACACUAUAAGACGUUCCCUACUCGUGAGGAAGCUGAAAAACAUCCACCCAAGGAUGUAAAAAUUAACGAUUGGAAGAACCUAUUGCCUCGCAGCUUAUCUGCGUAUGCUUCCCGAUGA
This is a messenger RNA of Mercurialis annua (annual mercury), 340 nucleotides long. RefSeq lists its product as uncharacterized. NCBI's taxonomy places the organism in Eukaryota, Viridiplantae, Streptophyta, Magnoliopsida, Malpighiales, Euphorbiaceae. The record is from RefSeq and is a predicted model, not a curated record. The transcript is spliced from 3 exons. The coding region runs from base 23 to 340 and encodes 105 amino acids.